This is a messenger RNA of Pongo pygmaeus (Bornean orangutan), 1328 nucleotides long. Its product is annotated as eukaryotic initiation factor 4A-I-like. The transcript has a single exon. NCBI's taxonomy places the organism in Eukaryota, Metazoa, Chordata, Mammalia, Primates, Hominidae. Bases 3 to 1223 code for a protein of 406 amino acids. The record is from RefSeq and is a predicted model, not a curated record. Gene Ontology annotation, molecular function: RNA helicase activity; nucleic acid binding; ATP binding.
UCAUGUCUGCGAGCCAGGAUUCCGGAUCCAGAGACAAUGGCCCCAAUGGGAUGGAGCCCGAAGGCGUCAUCGAGAGUAACUGGAAUGAGAUUGUUGACAGCUUUGAUGACAUGAAUCUCUCGGAGUCCCUUCUCUGUGGCAUCUACGCCUAUGGUUUUGAGAAGCCCUCUGCCAUCCAGCAGCAAGCCAUUCUACCUUGUAUCAGGGGUUAUGAUGUAAUCGCUCAAGCCCAAUCUGGGACUGGGAAAACGGCCACAUUUGCCAUAUCGAUUCUGCAGCAGAUUGAAUUAGAUCUAAAAGCCACCCAGGCCUUGGUCCUAGCACCCACUCGAGAAUUGGCUCAGCAGAUACAGAAGGUGGUCAUGGCACUAGUAGACUACAUGGGUGCCUCCUGUCAUGCCUGUAUCAGGGGCACCAAUGUGCGUGCUGAGGUGCAGAAACUGCAGAUGGAAGCUCCCCACAUCAUCGUGGGUACCCCUGGCCGUGUGUUUGAUAUGCUUAACCGGAGAUACCUGUCUCCCAAAUACAUCAAGAUGUUUGUACUGGAUGAAGCUGACGAAAUGUUAAGCCGUGGAUUCAAGGACCAGAUCUAUGACAUAUUCCAAAAGCUCAACAGCAACACCCAGGUAGUUUUGCUGUCAGCUACAAUGCCUUCUGAUGUGCUUGAGGUGACCAAGAAGUUCAUGAGGGACCCCAUUCGGAUUCUUGUCAAGAAAGAAGAGUUGACCCUGGAGGGUAUCCGCCAAUUCUACAUCCACGUGGAACGAGAGGAGUGGAAGCUGGACACACUAUGUGACUUGUAUGAAACCCUGACCAUCACCCAGGCAGUCAUUUUCAUCAACACCCGGAGGACAGUGGACUGGCUCACCGAGAAGAUGCAUGCUCGAGAUUUCACUGUCUCUGCCAUGCAUGGAGAUAUGGACCAAAAGGAACGAGACGUGAUCACGAGGGAGUUUCGUUCUGGCUCUAGCAGAGUUUUGAUUACCACUGGCCUGCUGGCCAGAGGCACUGAUGUGCAGCAGGUUUCUUUAGUCAUCAACUAUGACCUUCCCACCAACAGGGAAAACUAUAUCCACAGAAUUGGUCGAGGUGGACGGUUUGGCCGUAAAGGUGUGGCUAUUAACAUGGUGACAGAAGAAGACAAGAGGACUCUUCGAGACAUUGAGACCUUCUACAACACCUCCAUUGAGGAAAUGCCCCUCAAUGUUGCUGACCUCAUCUGAGGGGCUGUCCUGCCACCCAGCCCCAUCCAGGGCUCAAUCUUGGGGGGCUGAGGAGCAGCAGGAGAGGGGAGGGAAGGGAGCCAAGGGAUAGACAUCUUGUCAUUU